Molecule: messenger RNA, 2962 nt
Organism: Hypoxylon fragiforme
Lineage: Eukaryota; Fungi; Ascomycota; Sordariomycetes; Xylariales; Hypoxylaceae
Exons: 4
Coding region: 173-2551 (792 amino acids)
Source: RefSeq, a predicted model, not a curated record
UCGUUUCCUUUCUGUUCCUGUUCAUCAUUAUCUUCUUUGGCCAGAAUUUCUUGGCGUGUUUUUAUUGUUGUUGUUAUUUUUAUCUUUAACUCGAGGGUAGUAUAAACUUAAGUAUUACAAAGAAGGGCAUGAAUUCAUUGAUGUUAUUAUACGUACGCGACUGCGGAGAGCGAUGAUAAAUAUGGACUAUAAUCUCGACGAGCUAGACGCUGCGCUUAGCGAAGCCCGGCACCAAUCCCUCGCCGUGGCCGGCCCCCCUCCGGACCGCAACUCCAGUCGUCGGACGGCCGCGAGUACCCGCCGCGGCAGCUUAGUUCCUGGCGCCGGCGCCUUCUCGUCCGUUACGCAGAAACCAGGGAAGAAGCAAUCGUAUAAGCUUGACGAGCUCAACCUCUUUAAUUUCGACCUCCGCGAUCUAGUCCGCGAGGCGUUAAUUAUAAAGGGCGGUGAGAGCCGGGUUUCGUACCACGAGUAUGCCGUCUUUGAUCCUACGGAGCCGGACGGCGAGCCUCGGUCACCGAGCAUUAUGUCAGAAGGCGAGGAGGGGUUACAGAUGUUUCGAGACGCGAUUAGAAAUGGCCACGGUCUGGAUGACGAGGGAAAUUUUACACCUAACCCAAGAGGGAAACAUCUGCUUCAGGGUAGGAUGAGACAAGUCAUUGCCCACCGACGCCCUCGCAAUAUCGAAUUGGAAGGUCCAGGCGCGAAGUCCCCUGAUGGCAUCCACCUUACGGUAGAAGACUACGAGUCUCUGGGCUUACAUUCGGGCACCCUACCCACUCUGCAGCGUGUAACUCUCGAGUCCUCGUUCUGGGACACGAGGAGGGAGACUUUCUACUUGAUUCUAAGUUUUUCUUCUAGUCCACAACCGCCGUACGAUUUCCUUUCCAUGGCAUACAAAUUGAAGACCCGCACAGCGACGGCCCUGGUAAGGCGGUCCUUCGACACGCGGUGGCAUGCCGAAGAUGCGCUGGAUGAGUACGAGCGCCGCCUCGACUCGUGCCGGGCACGCUGGUCCCACCCGCUCGUGCUCCCGGUUGUGCUGCUACAGGUGCAGCUGUUCCGCACCGAGGAGGCAGUGCAGGCCAACAAUGGCGAGGUGCUAGAGCUUGAAGCCCACGUUGACGCCGUCACGGGCACCACCGGACAGGCCAACGCCGAAGCCUGGCGACGGAACAACCUCCAGACGGCAGCAAAGCAUCGGCCUCUGCAGCCCCUGAAGCGUUUGUCUUCCGGCCUUAAGGACAUGGUCGAGAGCAAAGUCGGGAGCGGGCGGCAGCACAGCCACGACUUCGCGAACGCCCAGGCCCAGGCCCGGGCGGCCAGGACACCGAGUCCUGAGACUACUAGCAGCUUCUAUGACCCGGACUACGUUCCACCGCAGACGAUCCACCUGAUGAAAGAGGCGCACGACGUGCUUAAGGGGGCCAUCCGACUUCUUGAUACGCUACGGUGGAUGGAGCGCGCUUUAAAACUGAUCAUCCAAGCAGGCGAUGAGCUAGACGUUCGGAUGAAGGAGCUGCGGGCUAACGCGAUAGCAAAGGGGCAGCAGAUCCCGGAGCAAGAGGGUGAAGAAGGGGAGGACGAGCUGUCGGUGCACUGGCACGAAAUCCGGCAGUACCUGGACUGCACGUGGCGGCUGUGCACGUCGCUAGAGACGGACCGGCGCAUGUCGGAGCUGCGGUGCCGUGCGCAGAUCGACAUCAUCUACUCCAAGAUGGCGCAAGAGGACAACAACCUGAACGCGCGCAUGGCCGUUGCCUCUACGCGCGAUAGCUCCUCCAUGAAGGCCCUCGCCGUCAUCACCGCCAUCUUCCUGCCCGGUGAGUACAUCGGCACGCUAUUCGGCGUGUCCAUGUUCAACUGGGAGACGGGGACGGCGGGGGACCCAGCAGCAUCGCAGGACGCCGCGCGCGGGUGGCCGCACCCCGUCGUCAUGCCCUCUUUCUGGAUCUACUGGGCCUUCACCAUUCCCUUAACCCUCGUCAUCGUCGCGGGGUGGCGCGCCUGGUGGGUCAACCAGGACCGCUACUUCCGCCGCCACCUCAGCACCGACCUCAGCAACGAGCGCUACUGGACCACCGACGGCCGUCCCCGCGACCUCGAGACCACCUUCGCGCAGGACUUUUUCAGCGGGCUGAUCAGUGUUAGCGGUGCCGGGAGUUCGACGAAUAGUACGAUUCUGGGGAAGCAGCACAGCCAGAAUCACCGUUCGCAUUCGCAUUCGCAUUCUCCUUCUCCUGCCCCGGUUAGGCCUGGAGACGCGCACUUUGCGAAGGCCCGCAGCCGCACGCCUGUCACGGGCCCCGAGGGCGGUGUCCCGACGUUGUUGACGCCGAGGCCGACUUGGAGCCCGCAUACUACCUCGAACAGCGGUAGCGGCAUUUUGAGAGAAAGGGAGAGGGAAAGGGAAAGGGAAAGAGAGAAGCAUAUGACGGACUCGGAGCGUGAGGGCGAAGUGGAGGGAGAGGGCGAUGAUAGGGCGGUGCGGUUUAGACAUAUUUCGUUUGCGAGGGGGCCGAGGCCGAAGGAGGUGGAGUCUGUGGUUUGAAUGAAGGAAUGAAUGAAUGAUGAACUUUGAAUGAAUAAACUGAGAAUUAGGGCCAGCGGGGGUUGAAGAUUGAAGAGGAUGCGGUGUGAGGAAGUGAGCGUUUUGAUUUUGGCUUUGAACUUCGAUUUUUAGUACCUACCUACCUACCUACCUAUAUGAUAGGAGAGGAGGGAGGGUUACUUACUUGCUGUCUAUCUUGGACGGCAAGCUGAGGUUGAGGUUGGAUUUAGGGAUCUAUGUGUUAUGUGGCAUGUUUGUAUGUGUGUAUGUAUGUCUUUCGAGCUCGAGCGUGCUUUUGGGUGGGAUUGUUAUUACUUAGAAUUAUACAUGCAGUACAUACCUACCUAGGUACCCCUAUAUAUCUACUUUAGAUAGGUAGUAUUCAAGCAAGAGUAGACAAGUAGUCAUAGG